AUGCAGAUCUUCGUCAAGACCCUCACGGGCAAGACCAUCACUCUUGACGUGGAGCCUUCCGACACGAUCGAUGGCGUGAAGCAGAAGAUCCAGGACAAGGAGGGCAUCCCCCCGGACCAGCAGCGCCUGAUCUUCGCCGGCAAGCAGCUGGAGGACGGGCGGACCUUGUCGGACUACAACAUCCAGAAGGCGGGUCACAUGUUUUUCGUUGAUGCUUUCAUGUACUUCAAAGUAUAGAAUAUUGUUCUUAUCUCCCCCUACCCUUUCGAAGUAUUUUCUGAAUGGGCAUCAAAUCCUGUCCACGAACAAAAUGUUUCCUUCUACAGUGUAGGGUGAGAGACGGAAACGGCCAAGGGCGCACUGCAUUAAUCUUCCAAGAAUCCCUUUGGGUGACAUUCUUGUUCCGGUGCUUACCUCGAAUCUCGCCUCAUAUACGUUUUUUUGCGCUUUCCACUUUGGGUGAACGACGAAAAAAACUUAGGCAGAAACCUUCACGAAGCAGUCUUAUUUUUGAGGAUUCGCAAUGCAUGUUGGUCUUGAAACAAUACUGGUUGUUGAUAAAAAGUACACCCUCGAUUCGUCGCUCUUGAUAUAUGUGCUUGACGCGGAGGCUUGUAUUCGUCGUCGCAUCCUUAUCAACUGGUACUCACGAACCCUCAACCUG
Ectocarpus sp. CCAP 1310/34 is the source of this 664-nucleotide messenger RNA. The record is from the annotation of a GenBank genome assembly. NCBI's taxonomy places the organism in Eukaryota, Phaeophyceae, Ectocarpales, Ectocarpaceae.